Molecule: messenger RNA, 3714 nt
Organism: Anopheles cruzii
Lineage: Eukaryota; Metazoa; Arthropoda; Insecta; Diptera; Culicidae
Exons: 18
Coding region: 53-3073 (1006 amino acids)
Biological process (GO): lipid metabolic process
Molecular function (GO): lipase activity
Source: RefSeq, a predicted model, not a curated record
GUAAGAGCAGCUGGGCAAGGAAGUGAUUAGCAGUGAAAAUAAGUGAGCCAUAAUGAGAUUAUUGCUGUGCGUGCUUACCAUUCUAUCGCUGCUGGCAGGGAUCGGUGCCGUUUUCCAGGGUGGAGUGUUGGACCUGAACUUCUUUCGCUGCAUGUGGACAAAGAACUAUGAGUGCCCGCACGAGGACAUACGGUUUUUCCUCUACACACCAACGUUUCGCAAGGGCAAAGUGAUCGACAUGAACAAACCGAAGACGAUCUUCAAGGCGGGCUUCAACACGAACCAGCAAACGGCGAUCAUCAUCCACGGCUUCAACGGCACGCAAACCAGUCGGCACAUUAUGUUCCUGAAAGACGCGUAUCUUUCGCGUAAGUUCAACGUGUUUGCCGUCGAUUGGGAGGUACUGUCGCAGUACCCGUGCUACCUCUCGUCGCUGUCCAACACCAAACUGGUGUCCCAGUGCACGGCUCAGCUCUACUCGUUCCUUACGUUCGCCGGCUGUACUAGCAAACAGAUCACCUGCGUGGGCCAUUCGCUCGGCGCUCACAUUUGCGGCAUGAUGAGCAAUCACUUGACCAAGAAGCAGUACAGAAUAAUAGGAUUGGAUCCUGCGCGGCCGCUGAUAGAGAAGCACGCAUCGACCAAGUUCCGGCUGACGCGAGAUGACGCCCGGUCGGUACAGAUCAUCCACACCAAUGCCGGUCUGCUGGGACAGAGCGCUUUCACGGGUCGGGUGGACUUUUGCAUCAACGGUGGCCAAGUGCAGCCGUACUGCGAGGGAGACAGGAUAAAACAAGCGCGAUGUAGUCACUUCCUGAGCGUGUGUUAUCUGGCCAACGCGAUCCUGGCCGCACGACCGAUGCGCGCGGUGCGCUGCCCGUCGGGAUGCGUGCCAGACAAUCGGAUACCUUUCGUUAAGUCCAACCGAGUGCGACUGAAAUGGGUCCGUGUGGGGCAGGAUACGCCGGGAAAGAUGGUGCUGUUGCUAAAGGUCGUCCUCAGCUCGAUGCUGAUCAGCGGUGGUGUUAUGAUUUACGCCCAGGCGCAGCAUCUACUGGCGCAGGCGCUCUUCCUCGGCGACCCGGACUCGUACAACAACACGCGCGAGGACUGCGUGUGGAAGCGGGGCAACGGCCAGGAUCAGGUCUGCCCGGACCAGGACAUCCAGAUCUUCCUCUACACGUCCGGCAUCGUGAAGGAUAAAUUCAAGUUCGAUCACCGGCUUCGGGACUGGUUGAACAACACGGAAUGGGACCACACGAAGGAGAACAUCAUUCUGAUACACGGGUACGCCGGCGGUGAUGAUACGCUACCGAUUGCGGUUCUGCGCGAUGCCUACAUUAACCACGGUGGGUACAAUGUGUUUCUCGUCGACUGGGGUGCCCUCUGCCAGCCACCGUGCUACGUGGCCGCCGUCUACAAUAUCCGCCCGGUGGCGACCUGUUUGGCCCAGAGCCUGAUGCAGCUGCGCGAUCUGGGGCUGCCGGUGGAGCGGACAACGUGCGUCGGCCACUCGCUCGGUGCGCACAUCUGUGGGCUGAUGGCCAACUAUCUCAACUUCCGAAUGGAGCGAAUCAUCGCUCUCGAUCCCGCCAGACCACUGAUCAAGCCGGGCGGAGUGAACCGCCUGGACCAAGGGGAUGCCAAGUACGUGCAGGUGAUACACACCAACGCUGGCCACUACGGGGAAGGUGGCCGUGUGGGGCACAUCGAUUUCUGCGUCAACGGCGGCCGCCGGCAACCGUACUGUGGAAAUAGCACCAACAUUAAUCUGUGCAGCCACAUCUGGGCCAUCUGCUACCUGGCGCAGUCACUGUACGAAGGACACGAACCGAUGGCGGAACCCUGCAGCCGUCGGUGUCCCUCGAAUGCCGUCCUGUCCGGGCUCCGAGAAGGCCGCCGCCGAAGGUUUGGCUACGCGAUGGGCUACGCCAUUCCGAUGGGCCUGAGAACACCGCCAAAAAAUGGCAAAUCUAAUAUGUCCGCGAAGGAGCUGCUGCUCAUCUGGCUGGCCAUCGCCAUCGGUGCACGGGCGCACGACUGGAAGAUAGGUCCGUGCCAGGUGCAGUUCCUUGAGCCGUGCACCUCGAAAACGAUCGCGUUCUACGUGUUCUCGUCGGACCAUCCGAACGAUGGACCGAUACUGCUCGAUUCCAUCGAUCCGCGUGUUCCUGAGCACAUUUCGUUGAACCUCACCAACAAGCUGAUCGUGCACGGGUACGGUGGAAGCAUCGAUUUCAACGCCACCAAAAAGAUCCGCAAAGCCUACCUCCGACAGCCGCACACCAACGUGUUUAUCGUGGACUGGGGAAAACUCUCCCGACUGCCCUGCUACCCAACGGCCGCCUUCAACACCAAGCAGGCCGGCGAGUGCACCGCCACGUUCCUACUCGGGCUGCAGGCGAACCACCCGGAGUUCAGUAGCCGCGAGCUGCACGCCAUCGGCUUCAGUCUGGGGGCGCACGUUCUAAGCUUCACCAGCAACGCGCUGGAAAAGUCGAUCGGUGUCCGAUUCAAGCGUAUCACAGGUCUCGAUCCGGCUCUGCCAUUCUUUGCCACGGCCAGACCCCACUGGAAGCUGGACCAGGGCGAUGCAGACUUUGUGGACGUGAUCCACACGAACGCGGGCGUCUACGGGAAGAUCGAAACAUGCGGCCAUGUCGAUUUCUACAUGAACGGUGGCCAAAACCAGCCCGGCUGCGAGAAUGAUCCAAAUCAACCGCUUUGCAGCCACAAGAUGGCGGCCGCGUACUUUGCGGAAUCGAUCAACAGCAAGCAUGGCUUCUGGGCAACGCGCUGCACGAGUUACUUUGCAUACUUUUUCGGCUUCUGUAAGUACCGUGUCGAUCAGCAGCAGCAACAGCAGUCAUCGAUCGCCGGCGGAGAUAGCCGUCGGUCACGGAGCAGCGAGGAAGCCGUCACCAGUCAGCCGCCGGUGACCGUCUUUGGCGAAAACAACAAUGAGUUCGAUAGCGAUCGCAUACUGAUGGGCGAGCACUGUUCGGAGACUGUCGAAGGGGUUUACUUUGUGGCAACGAACCCAGAACCACCGUACGCGAUGGGCUUCUACUAAUGAGUAGAAACAGAUGCACUGAUCGGACUGAUGAGGACUCCGGACACCCAAGAAGGCGGCCGGCAAAUUGUCUCGCGAAGCGUACCAAAACCAAGUACCGGAUGCCGCGGGGCGUAAUGUUUUUAAUCGAAUGCAAGGGAUCGGAACGCGGUGGAGACAUGGAUUUCACCUCGCACCGGUGGCGUCGUGACGUUGCCUCAUACUCGUCAAAACUCGCUCUAACAACAAACAUAAACGAUCCGAAAUACGGUGCAGUACGGCGGCCGCGGGUUCAGUUCUCGGUAAUGGUUUCAUUACGCUCGCCCGCUCGCUAGGCUGACUCAGAAGAUCAUGACUGUGAAGUAAAGGGAUAGUGCAAUUAUGAAUUAGCAGUGAUUUAUCGAACUGUUUGAAGACCGUCGGUUGGUGGCGGUUGCCGGCACGUUGCCCCAUUGAAAGAUCAGUGGUAAUUUGUUGGGUCAUUUGAUCGGCAGGUCGACUGAGCACGGCAUCAUCUUGAGGACCUGACCUUCAGCAGCGUCUCUGCAGGAUAGCGCUGUGAAAGAAAAUAGGCGUAAAUGUUAAAGAUCGGAAGCCGCGAUGCGCCCAAGAGCUGAGUGAUCUUCGGUCAACAAUAAAAAUGUGACAGAAAAGCGAGUGGU